Paramecium octaurelia is the source of this 410-nucleotide messenger RNA. Lineage: Eukaryota; Ciliophora; Oligohymenophorea; Peniculida; Parameciidae. The record is from the annotation of a GenBank genome assembly.
AUGGCAAUAAAAACAUUUAGAAAGUUCGAAACAAUUCUAAUUAUGUUUUAAUUGGCAGGUAAUAAACAUUUACACAAUUAAUAUAUGAAUUAUUACAAUAUUCUUGGUGUUUCAAAUAACUCGACACAUGAACAAAUAAAAAAAGCAUAUCGCGUUCUUGCUAAGCAACAUCAUCCAGUAAAUUAUCAAAAUAUGACCAGGAUAAGAAUGCAGAAUCAGCAUAAUUUAGAGUAAUUUCUGAGGCUUAUCGAAUACUUUCUAAUUCUGAACUCCGUGUUCGAUAUGACAUUUUCUAAGCCUAAUUGGAUAGACAAAUCAGCCUAUAUAANAAAUAAAAUACUUUAAUAUUAAAAAUUAAACUUUUUAUAUACAGAUUUAUUAAUGGCAGAAAUAAAGACGCUGAAUAUUGA